Messenger RNA from Vicia villosa (hairy vetch), 1578 nucleotides. RefSeq names its product F-box protein At2g26160-like. The transcript has a single exon. NCBI's taxonomy places the organism in Eukaryota, Viridiplantae, Streptophyta, Magnoliopsida, Fabales, Fabaceae. Gene Ontology annotation, molecular function: protein binding. The record is from RefSeq and is a predicted model, not a curated record. The coding region runs from base 215 to 1375 and encodes 386 amino acids.
UCUAUGCUUUUUAGUUCCACUUUUUCUUCUUUCUCGUAAACCUUCCUGGAAAUUCACAUGUAUUUUCUACACUCUUUACCCUUCCAACAAAGAAGUCUAUAUAGAUAAUAGAUACUUAGCAUCAAAACCAUAUAGAUCCAUCUAAAAUCAUAUCUCUCUUCACAACAAAAUCAACAUCCCAAAAGAACACAACAAAUCUUUGAACUCUUCAUCCAUGGGUCCAAGAGUAGAUUGGUCUCAACUCCCUACAGAGUUAUGGUCAAAGAUAGGAAAGUAUCUUGAUAAUCACAUAGAUGUCCUUAGAUUUCGCAGCGUCUGUGAAUCAUUUCAUUCUUCCAUCCCUCCUUCAUCUCUUCCAAACUCUCCUUCUUUUCCUUUACAAAUACCUCACCCCAUCCACACCUCCCUAAACACUCACCUCACUCAAUCAACCAUUUAUCUUAUUGAAACAGCUGAUGCAAGUUCCAACUCCAACUUAGCAUCUUUAGCACCAUCUUCUUCUACCAAAGGUUGGUUGAUUAAGGUACAAGAAUCAAAGAAUCAACCUUUCAGUUUGUUGAGUCCUAUCUCUGACCGAAAACUAGUGUACCCUCCAAGCAGUGACAAUACUUCUCGUAUGUUACUAAACUUGUUGGAUUAUAGGAUCAUUGAACUAUGCAAAUCAUAUACAAUUGAAAAGAUUACACGUUUCUCAAGUUCUGUUCGCAAAGUUGUGUUCUAUCCUAACUCUCCUUGGACUUGUGUUGAAGAUUGUGUUUCAUGUUGUAUCUUUCAAGAAGGUAAAUUAGGAAUCAUGAAACACGGCGACGGAAAAUGGAAACUUGUAGAUGACAAGAAUUUCUACUACGAUGAUGUUAUAGUGUUCAAGGGUCAGUUUUAUGUUACUGAUAAAUGGGGGACUAUUUCAUGGAUUGAUGUUUCAUCUUUGAAAUUGAUACAAUUUUCACCUCCUUUGUGUGGUUUUGGAAACAAGAAGCAUUUGGUGGAAUCUUGUGGGAGUCUUUAUGUUGUUGAUAGAUACUAUGAAAGUAAUGAAAACAUGAGAGCAAACUAUGUCCGAAGACAGCGCGAUCGAGAUGAAGUCGUGGAAAGUUUCAAAAUUUAUAAGUUGGAUGAAGAAUGGGGAACAUGGGUUGAUGUGAAAAACUUGAGUGAUAGAGCAUUCAUUUUGGGUCAAAGUUGUAACUUUUCUGUUUCAACUAAAGAAUUAAUUGGAUACGAAGGGAAUUGCAUCUACUAUAGGGAUAUUUUUAAUGUUCGCAUGUAUAAUUUAGAUGAUCAUAGAAUUACUACGGUCGAUUUUAAUCCUUGCAUUGACAAGACAUUAUGGUGUCAUGCCCCUUGGCUGAGAUGUUGGUCUAGGCCUAGCAAUUGAGAUAGAAUUAAAAUUUGUAACGAGAGUGCAUGUUUUUUUUAUGAGUAAUGAUAUUGGUACACUAAAAAGUGACACCAACACCGUAUAUUAAUACGGUUUGUUUUUUUUAAUUAUGUUUAAUAUUUAUGUUUUUCACUUUUUCAAUAAAAUGAUACAAUUGUGUGCUGUAUUUUAUUUGGUGUAAGUAUGGUGUAAAGAUUUUG